UAAACCACAUCUCGUGCUUCUCCGACUAACCAAAGCCAAAGAGAACUCUGAAACACACGCUUAAAGCAAAGCCAAAACAAAAAAAGGAAAAACACUCGAUUUCGUUGAUUCUGGUUCUUUCGAAAGCUUCAUGGUGUCUGUGAACCCAAACCCCGGGCAGGGGUUUUACUUCUUCGAUAAUCCAAUGAAUAUGGGGCUUCCGAGCCACAAUUCUCUGCCACCGCCGACAUCCACCGCAUCGACCACGACGACUACGACCGGUGCUGCUAAUCCUUGUACGGCGUCGUUCCUGGACGAUCAGAGUAAGAAGAUCCGGAAGCCGUAUACGAUUACCAAGUCCAGGGAGAGCUGGACGGAGCAGGAGCACGACAAGUUUCUCGAAGCUCUUCAACUAUUUGAUCGGGACUGGAAGAAAAUCGAAGCAUUUGUUGGGUCUAAGACAGUUAUCCAGAUACGCAGCCAUGCACAGAAAUACUUUCUGAAGGUUCAGAAGAAUGGAGCAAGCGAGCAUGUACCACCGCCUCGACCAAAGAGAAAGGCAUCUCAUCCAUAUCCACAGAAAGCCCCUAAAAAUGUUGUAUCCCAAGCUACUGGGCCAUAUCAGUCUUCAUCUGCUCUGCUUGAACCUGCAUAUAUUUACCAGCCAGAUUCGUCAUCAGUUCCUGGGAAUCCAGUUACUAGUUUAACUUUGACUUCCUGGAAUUUUAACUCCACGCCACCAGUUGCUACCUCACAAGUGACUAAAGAUGAUGCAGGGUUGGUUGGACCAACCAUUGCACAUAAUUGUUGCUAUAGUAUUAGUAAUGAAAGCACGCAAAAGACAGGGCCAAGAGGGGAAAAAAUUGAUCGGGGGGGUCAUAGCAAGCCUGAGAGAGUAAUGCCAGAUUUCUCUCAAGUUUACAGUUUCAUUGGCAGCGUCUUUGAUCCCAACGCCACUGGUCACUUACAGAGAAUGAAGCAGAUGGAUCGAGUAAAUUUGGAAACUGUUUUGCUGUUGAUGAGAAACCUCUCCGUCAAUUUGACAAAUCCUGAGUUUGAGGAUCAUAGAAGGCUACUUUCAUUGUAUGAUGCUGGCCCUGAGAAAGCUAAAUCCGGUAGCUCUCACAACAAUCCCUGCACCGAUCAAUCACAUAGCACCAUUCUAUCUGCUUAGGAAGUGAAAAGGGCAAUCAAAACAUGUGUAAUAUUCUGUUGCUAACAAGAAUCGUAAUAUGCAUAUGUAUAUAUGUAUAUGAAGUCUUCAGAGGACUACCAAUUCGUAGCGAAGCUUGUGAGUAGAUCAAUGUUGUUUUUCUGUCUGAUGUGUACUAUAUAGGAAGGCCUUCUGUUAUCCAUAGGUGUAGGAUAAAACAGAUUUCAGCCACUUUAAGCUUUGUUUCGGGAACCAUCUUGUAUAGAGUUCUGAGUGUUUUGUGUCGUUCAGUUUUGAUUGUAUAUGGUAAGUUAUCUUCUGUGUAACUGUUUCUGACCAGAUGAAAUGACUGUAUAUCUA
Molecule: messenger RNA, 1492 nt
Organism: Corylus avellana
Lineage: Eukaryota; Viridiplantae; Streptophyta; Magnoliopsida; Fagales; Betulaceae
Product: Homeodomain-like superfamily protein
Molecular function (GO): DNA binding
Source: RefSeq, a predicted model, not a curated record